Molecule: messenger RNA, 4102 nt
Organism: Didymodactylos carnosus
Lineage: Eukaryota; Metazoa; Rotifera; Eurotatoria; Philodinida; Philodinidae
Source: the annotation of a GenBank genome assembly
UAGGAUGUAUUUUUGAAAAAAGAAUGUACUUUAGGUGUUAAAGGCGACCUUAUUUUUGAUGAGUAAGAUGGAAUUUCCACGUAAAAAAGCGCGUCACCAUGCCUUACGAAGCGCCUGGGUUCCAGUUUUAUGCACCCAUAGUGUCUGCGUGAGACAUUGUGGAUGCUUAGUCAAGGCAUUUUCGAUGCAUUCUCGCAUUUAAAUUAAGUGCAUUUUUUAUGCUUAACAUAGGACAUUCCGCCGUCCUCAACGCAUCCAGGAUGCAUUAGAUACACUGGAAUGCCAUACAAAAGCGGGCUACCACGAAAAACGUGCAAAAAAGAGACGAAUAAAUCUACCUACAGGAUAGAAAGAAUGUUAGUUUCUCUUGUUGUUAGUUAUGGAAUUUUUAACUUUCAAAUAUAUCUGAGUGUAUAUAUUAGAACAGCGAAUGGUCAAACAACCAUAUUUACUUCGGUUUUCGGUUCUAUAAAAAGCACCUGGUUAGAAAUCCUCUGAUUUCCCCCACUUCAAAAAUAUUAUAAAAUGAAAGAUGAAAGCACCAUGUUAGUGAAUUUGAUGUUGGUAUUUUGAGAUCUUUUCCCUUCUGAUGAUAAAAAAAUAUAUGAAACGUUCAAUCUUAUAGUGCUCUCAUACAGAAAAGGUCAUAAGACUGUUCAAUAUACAAUGUUUAAAUCAUAUAUCUAAACAAAAUUUGGCUUCAUUUAGCUAGAUUUAGUAUCUCAUAAUCUCAUUUCAACUUUGUUUCUUUGUAAACAUAUGGCCAAAAUGGUCUCGUGAGAAGGGUAAAAGUAAAGCUUUAAAGUAUAAAAAUCAGAUUACCUACAUAAAGAAACAGUUAUCACAAAGUUUUGGUUGGCUGAAGAUGUUAAUUUUGGAAUAAUCAUAGGUAGCGCCACAAUAAUGGCGUAACCUGUAAUUACUUUUCGCAUAAAUUGCAUCAGGGGUUAACCAAAAGUUUGUGAUAACCCUUUUUUUUAUAUAGGCAAUCUGAUUUUUAUACUUUAAAGCUUUACUUUUACCCUUCUCAUGAGGUCUUUUCGAUCAUAUGAAUAUAUUUAUUAAUCGAAGAUAAUAUAUUUUUUUAAUAAAACUCGACAGUGUAAAAUAAGUAAUUACACAAACAUGAAUUUUUCUAUCGUAUCCAAGAUCUUUUAGAUUAAUACGAUAUAAGCAUUAAAACCCUUUUUUUGAGUUACAUUUUCGUUGUUCUAUACACACGAGUAAAACAAAAUAAAUUAUGCAAAUUCUAUAAACAAUCAUUGAGUCUUAUCAUCGAUCUCGUUUUUUACACAAAAUUUUAGCUUGUGAUUAAUCAAACUUUUAUCUAGUAGAUUUCCCGAUGGUUUUGAUGAUUUUGUAAACAAAAAGAAAAAUAGCGAAAGAAAAUAGUUCAAUAGGUAUUUCAAGUUUUUACCUUUGGCAACAUUUUGACAAACUCUAAAAAAACCUUGAUUAUUAUAGUGGUGACAUUGAACACCAAAUAUACUAUUUGUAAUUAUCUGAAAUGUUUUAUGCAUGAUUCUACAUGAUUACUCAUGAUUUCUAGUUGAAUUUAUUCCUCUGACCAACUACUGUUGUUUGUUGCAAGAAAUUAGAAUUCACGAUAUAUUUUCAUUUUAACACUAAUUAUUACGUAACAAACACGUUCUAUUUCAUUUUCUAUUACAAAUGAAUAUGAAUAUAUAGAUCAUGAUUAAUAUUCUCUGGUUUACUAAAAAAAAAAACAGAAAAAAUUCUAAUAAAAAAAUGAACUUUCUAAUAUCCAAAGACUAAAUAAAAAAAAAAAAAGAGAAAUACACAUGAAAUAAGAAAAAUGACUUGAACGUCAAGAGAAUUAAUAAUCUAGAAUAUUAGAAUGCAAAACAAAAAGAAACAACGGUGAGCUAAAAUUGUAUCUAUAAGUUCUUUUCAAUCUUACAAUUAUGUAACUAGAUGAAUUUUUGAUUAAAUUUUAUUCAAUUAUUAUUAACAGAAGGAUAAUAUUGACAUUAAAUAAAAUCCACCUGAUGUUGUAUCUUGUUUAAUAUAUACGCAUAGAUGUGCAAUGAAAAUUUAUUUACUCCAUACAUUAUGUAAUCUGUUUCAAUUUUACUUGAUGAUUACUACACAACAGUCUACAUGGAACAAUUACACAUAUUUAAAUAGAUAUCGAAAUAUCUAUCCGACAUUAACAACAACAAUGAGAUUAUCAGAUAUCAGUACAAGACAAACUCAACAUUUUCAAUAUUACAAAACAAUUACUAAUACAAAUCUACCUUGGAAUUGUCGUCUUGAUAAUUUAAAUCGUCUUGAUUGUCGAAACUAUUAUAAUUUUUAUUUAACAUCUUCUUCAUUUUGUCAAAAUGAUUAUUUUAAAUAUUUACUAGUUGAUGAAGUUAUAUUGUAUAAUGAUUAUAAUUGUUUUGAUAGACAAUGGCAAUGUUAUGUAGAAAUUGAUUAUAGUUGGACAAAAUGUUUGAUUUCAUUAAAAAAAUUAAUAAUUAAAAAUUUAAGUUUUAUUAUUUUAUUUCCAAGAACAACAACAUAUUAUGAAACAAAUCCACCAAAAUUAGAUUAUUUAAAAAUUGAAAAUACUCAUGGGAGUGUGACAGAAUUAUUAAAUUUAUUUCGUUUCUCAAAUCUUUCAAGUAUCUAUAUUCAAAAUGUUUAUCCAAGAUGGUCUGGACUUGAUUUAUAUUCAAUAUAUAUGAAAAUAUUUCACAUUAGAAAUAUUAUACCAAAACAAUUUUGGUUAAAUAUUGUUGACUGGUAUCCAGUGACUUACUUAAAUCAACAACAAAAAAUUUUGAUUAAAAAUUGGUUGCAUGCUAUUAUGUGUUUACAUAUUGAAUUAGGCAAUUGCAUUACUUAUCAACAAGAUAUGCUCUAUUUAAGAGAUAUAUUUAUAUCAAGAAUGGAAUUUAAACAAUAUAAUAAAAAUGAAUUAUUCUGUUACAUGGAUCGCGGAAUAAAACGUCAUCAUUGGACAGAAAUAGUAGAAUUGAAGUAUAGUUGCUGUCAACCAGUACCAUAUCGAAGCUCAAAUUCGGUAUUGUAUACGGCAGAACGUACAGAAGAAUGUUUCUCUCAGUUUGUGAAAGAACGUUACACAAUUAAUUCACGUACAGAUUUAUUAGAUUUUUACGAUAAUUUUAAAUACGUAGACUCCUAUGUAAUACCAUAUUUACGCCCACGUCAAUAUUUAUCGUCUGGAUUCAUUUUAAAUAACACAUAUUCAUCUGUUUGGUCAAUACCAUCCAAUUUUAAUAACCAACCAUUAUCUCUAAUAGAAAAGUUUGAUGCCAGUAAAAUAACAAUUGACUUCACAUGGUUAAGUGCAGUCGAAGCACAUAACGAUGGACGGUUUUUAUUAGUAGAUAAUGCGAAUCAAAAAUUACUUUUACUCGAUCCACAGGGACGAUAUCGUAUCGAUGUAACGUCAAUAUAUUUAAAUCAACUAAGAUAUGCAUCAUCUACGGUUCAGUAUUAUUCAUUCUAUCAAAUUCGAAUCGAUCUCGAUGGAUACAUUUUCAUGAUACCUCUUUUGUGCUACGAAUUUUAUAUUUUCUCACCAAUAAAUCAAUUAUAUAAAAUAUUGACAGCAAAACAACUCAAUAUACCCGUAUUACGUGGUGAUUGUAUAGCUAUAGCUCAUACAGGAUUAAUUUACGUAUGUGACGACACAAAUCGCGCGAUCCGAACAUAUACAAGAGUCGGAAUAUUUCAACGAUCAUUUCGUAUUGAUUAUCUCCCAUUGAAAUUAUUCAUCUGUAACAAUCUUCUCUUUACAUAUUCACUAGAGAAAAUAGCCUCGAUUGGUCUUUACACAGUGACAGGAGUUCAUGUACAAACAUUAUACAUGUGUACAUAUAAUUUACCCAAUGAUAUUCAAUGGUUUCGUGGAAAAUACUUUCUAACAUGUGGAACAUUUUUAUAUAUAUUAGAUCAACGAGGCGCAAUAGUAGGUCAUACUGGAUUAAAACAUCUUUUUGCUCCAAAUGAUCAUGUUACUAAAUAUACAAUCAAUGAUUUUGCCAUUAACACAAACGGUUGGAUUGUUUUAACAAUAAAAGAAAACUAUACACUACUUAAUCGAUAUUGGGUUAUCAAACCAAAGUAA